Molecule: messenger RNA, 1701 nt
Organism: Scophthalmus maximus (turbot)
Lineage: Eukaryota; Metazoa; Chordata; Actinopteri; Pleuronectiformes; Scophthalmidae
Gene: mmp20b
Product: matrix metallopeptidase 20b (enamelysin)
Exons: 10
Coding region: 76-1548 (490 amino acids)
Biological process (GO): proteolysis; collagen catabolic process; amelogenesis
Cellular component (GO): extracellular matrix
Molecular function (GO): zinc ion binding; metalloendopeptidase activity
Source: RefSeq, a predicted model, not a curated record
CUCAUUAACCAGAACUCCCGUCUCCUGUGUGUUUGAACUCGGCCACGACAAUUCAUGUAGGGCAACGUCUGUGAAAUGCAUGUCAUGCUGCUCCCCUGCUGCGUCCUGGUCUUUCUUCUGCCCCGUCCAUGUUUUACGGCGCCCACAUUCAUGCCGGAGGCAGCGGGCUCUCCUUCCACAGAACCACAGGUUGACUUGAAGCUGGCCACAGAAUACCUUCAGCAGUAUUACAACCUGCAGAAAGAGCCUCUGGGGCGCAUGAGGCGGAGCGGCUCCACCUUCGCCGCCAAAGUCAAAGACAUGCAGACUUUCUUCGGGCUCAAUGCGACAGGUGUGCUGGACGCAGACACCCUGGAGGUGAUGGGGAGCCCACGGUGCGGCGUUCCAGAUGUGGAGGAGUACAGCCACAUCCAGGGGACGCGAUGGAACAAGAACGUCAUCACCUACAGCAUUGGCAGCUACACCAGGGAUCUGCCACGCAACACUGUGGACUCGCUGGUCGAGUCGGCGUUCAGCGUUUGGGCCCGAGCCAGCGGCCUGACGUUUGUCAGGACGCACACCCGCAACGCUGACAUCAUGGUGGAGUUUGUGACCUAUGAGCACGGUGACUUGUAUCCCUUCGAUGGACCCAGAGGCACGUUGGCUCACGCUUUUGGCCCGGGGCUGGGUGUCGGGGGUGACACGCACUUCGACGAUGGCGAGCACUGGAGUGCAGGAGAAACAGGUUUUAAUCUGUUUGUGGUAGCUGCACAUGAAUUCGGCCACGCUCUGGGCCUGAAGCAUUCCAGAAACCCAAACUCCCUGAUGUACCCAACCUACAAGUCCUCCCAUCCUGCCAACCUGUUAUCGCGGGAAGAUGUCACCGACAUCAACGCACUUUACAGCCGAGCCACAGGUCGUCCGGGUCACGUUCCGAGGUACGACUGGAGCGCCCAGUAUCACCCCUGGAUGUCGGGACCGUUGCCUCGACUCAUGCAGAACAAAUGUGCUCCAGACCUGACCUUCGACGCCGUGUCCACUCUCGGGGAUGCCACCUUCUUUUUCAGAGAGAGAUAUCUCUGGAUUAAACACAAUGAGCAAUAUGACAUCAAGGAAGGUCCCAUCACCAACUUUAUGCCCAAGAUUGAAACGAGCAUCAACGCAGCCUUCUGGGUCCCUCGCAGAUCCACUGCUUACCUUAUUCACGAAUCCAUGUUCUGGACAGUGAGGGGCUCGCUUGUGAAGGGGAAGCCCCGGGCACUCAGCCACUUUGGGUUCCCAGCCUGGGUGCAGGACGUGGACGCAGCCGUGCACAUUGUGAAAACGGGACGCACACUCUUCUUCAUGCAUGAUAUCUACUGGAGUUACAAUGAAAACCGAAGGGUCAUGGAUUUCGGUUACCCAAAGUACAUCAGCGAGGAUUUUCCAGGAGUCAACGAGACAAUAAAUGCAGCUGUUCAUAAAGAGGGUUUCAUCUACUUCUUUGUCGGACCACAAGUCUACAAAUACGACUACACCCAGAAACUUGUUGUCGGAGUUGAGAAAGCAAACUCCUGGCUCGGAUGUUGAAAGAGCCCAAAUCCACGAACCCGCAAGAGGGAAGUUACCUGAAAACCUUGAUUAAAUUAAGCAACAAAAGAAGCAACACUGUUCAGUUUUGAGCGAAGAUUUAUUUAUCCGUGGUCACGCUUUUUGUUGAAAUAAAGAAACUACAAUUCCGAA